Messenger RNA from Chenopodium quinoa (quinoa), 1480 nucleotides. RefSeq names its product probable enoyl-CoA hydratase 1, peroxisomal. Gene Ontology annotation, cellular component: peroxisome. The coding region runs from base 403 to 1197 and encodes 264 amino acids. NCBI's taxonomy places the organism in Eukaryota, Viridiplantae, Streptophyta, Magnoliopsida, Caryophyllales, Amaranthaceae. The record is from RefSeq and is a predicted model, not a curated record. The transcript is spliced from 3 exons.
CCUGUGAGCUUGAACGCCCAACUCUCGAGUCUCUGCUAAAUCUGGCAGACGAAUUAUUUAGGUCGGGUCAUUUUGGAUCAGCUAACAUUCGUUUCGAGUUGCGUUAAUUCAGGAUUCGGACAUGUUAUGGAUUGGGUCAAUUUUGAGUUAUAUUAGAUUUUGGAUUUUGGGUCAAUUUUUAAGUCAUGAAUUGGGUCAAGAUUGUCGGGUAUAGUCUCUACCCAAGACUCAAUUGAUCAUUUGGCACACUCUCCAACAUCACCCUCCUGGAGUCCUAGUCUCUCAAUCGCUCCCGCCUUGAUCAACCAAUAGUUCAUCUCAUCGACUCACAGCAAAUAUAAAAAAAAAAAACAACCAAAAAAAAACAUUUUCUCUUUCCACCUUCAACCAAAUCCGGCAACAAUGGAGAAACCCACAUCAGAAAAUCUGAUAAUCGUAACCCAAGAACCCUCAACUGGUAUAGCCCAAGUAAUAAUAAACCGACCCAAAUCCCUGAAUUCGUUGACCAAAUCCAUGAUGAGAUCAUUAGCUCAAGCAUUCAAAUCCCUCAACGCAGAUGAAUCCGUCAAAGUCAUCAUCUUGUCGGGUUCGGGUCGGGCCUUCUGUUCUGGGGUUGAUCUGACUGCUGCGGAAGACGUAUUCAAAGGUGAUGUUAAGGAUGUUGAGGGUGAUCCUGUGGCUCAGAUGGAGCGGUGUAAGAAGCCUAUAAUUGGGGCUAUUUCUGGGUUUGCUGUUACUGCUGGUUUUGAGAUUGCUCUUGCUUGUGAUUUGAUUGUUGCUGCUAAAAACACCAAGUUUAUUGAUACUCAUGCUAGAUUUGGGAUAUUUCCUUCAUGGGGGCUCUCACAGAAGCUUUCUCGCAUUAUAGGGCCAAAUAAAGCUCGUGAAGUGUCACUGUCUGCCACUCCUUUGACUGCAGAGCAGGGUGAAAAAUUGGGAUUUGUUAAUCACGUAGUUGAAGUCAGUGAAUUGAUGAAAAAAGCUCAGGAAAUCGCAACUUCAAUUGCAAAGAACAACCAAGACCUUGUUUUGCGGUAUAAAUCAGUCAUAAAUGAUGGUCUGAAGCUCAGCUUGGGUGAUGCACUUGCACUGGAAAAGGCGAGGGCUCAUAGUUAUUAUGAUGGAAUGACAAAAGAGCAGUUUAAGAAAAUGCAGGACUUUAUAGCUGGGCGAAAUACAGGACGGUCCAAGCUGUAAAAAUGGUAUCCUUUCACUUUGUUGUAAGUGUUCCAGUGAUCACUGGAGACAUCAUUUCACCAUGUUGUAAAUAGUGUUCUGUGAUCACUGGAGACUUCCUUUCACCUUGUUGUCGAUUAAGUGUUCAGUGAUCACUGGAGACUGUAAAGUUGCUGCAGAUGACAUUAAGGUUUCAGAUCAAUAAUCUAUUACAUAUUGAACCAUUUUCAGAUCAAUAUUGUAAUAGAUCAAUAAUCUAUAACAAUAAGUUGCUGCGGAUAUCUGAAAAAGCUGUCUUCCUUUA